Symbiodinium sp. CCMP2456 is the source of this 1449-nucleotide messenger RNA. The record is from the annotation of a GenBank genome assembly. NCBI's taxonomy places the organism in Eukaryota, Dinophyceae, Suessiales, Symbiodiniaceae.
AUGCAGACCACGCUUGGGGCCGACCUGAACUGCGCCAAGGGUGUGAAGCAGGGCAAGAGAACUCCACAGGAAAAAAUCGAUGCCGUGAUUGCCAAGAAAGAGGCACAGAUACAAAGAGCAAAGGAUUCUGCUGCGCGCAGCGUGAACAAGUGGCUCAUCAAUGCGGGCAUCGAUGUCGAGAAGUUGCCAGCUCCUCCUGCAGUGCCGACUGGUACGGUCUACAAUGCAAUCAACCGAUGCGUGGCUCAAGUCCAAUUUGGUGCCACGUUCCUGAUGCGAUUUGCCAUCAUCCUGGCAGACAGCACAAUACAUUGCCAUCCGGGUGUGGUAGGCCAAGAAGGGCGUGUUUGUGCCAUUGACAUCACCGGCAUGAUGGCCACACUCAGCCUCAGCAUUCGCUUCUUCUCGUUAGUUAGCAACUCCUGCAUUAACAUUGUGGGUCGCGCAGACUCGAAUGCGAAUUGCGUGGCAUCAGUCGCAGGCAUCACAGGUGCAACCAUGGCCUCAACCUCUUCUGGCAUGAACUUGGAGGCGGCGUGCAAGACCGCAUUUGGCGAUUGGAACCCCGACAAGUGGCCAUCAGGCAGUAACGAGAUUCCUGUCGAGGCACCUGCAUCACCAUGGGCUUUGGUUGUUGGAGCCGGCUUCGCCACAGGCCGGGUGCAGAUUCACGACAGCAAAGGUCGACCCAGCUUGUCAGCAGUGGUUAGCAUGUCACAGUCGUUCAGACGCAAGACUCAGGCGCCGUCGGCUAGCCGGCAUUUUUUUGUCCUGAUUUACGCACUGAUGGCCGUUCGGCAGGUCGAGUUCACAGAUGUUCAAGAGCUCUCAGAACCCUGCGGUCCCACGCAGCCGGCACAAGAAGCUCAAGCAUCCAAACUGGAUGGCGAGGCAUCGCAGCAGCCACAGGAGGAGCUCCGCAUUGGACUCCCGGUGCGCGUCAAGGGGCUCCAAGCGCGGCCGGAGCUGAAUGGGCUCGAAGGCGUGCUGACAUUCUUUGAUGAUCAGAAGUCGCGGUGGCAGGUAGAGCUCAAGAACGGAGGGGGCGCGAAGCUCUUCAAAGCAGCGAAUCUGGAGCACUACAUCUCCGACAAGGAUGCCUUGGAGAUCUUGAAGAGCCAGCCAAGCAAGGAGCCUGCCCGUCCACUUGUGACACCCGCAGCCCCCACGAAGGCGAUGCCAAGCGAAACAGUGCCGGAGCCUGCAGCAGCGCAGCCCGACGCACCGAAAUCCUUCUUGGAACGCUCUCGCUAUGGGAAGGCCGAAGGGCCCUCAGCCGCAGCUGUCGCUGCGGCUGCGGCUGUGGCCAAGGGGGGCAAGGCCCCAAGUGCACCGCUGGCCAACGAUGACCUAAGUGACACGACACUUCCAGACGAGGAUGACGAGGCCUUCGUAAGGUCCAUUGAGCAAUGCCUGAAAGAGUGCGAUGUGAUGUGGGAUGAUUACUGA